This is a messenger RNA of Oryza brachyantha (malo sina), 1170 nucleotides long. Its product is annotated as protein XRI1-like. The coding region runs from base 1 to 915 and encodes 304 amino acids. Lineage: Eukaryota; Viridiplantae; Streptophyta; Magnoliopsida; Poales; Poaceae. Gene Ontology annotation, biological process: male meiotic nuclear division; female meiotic nuclear division. The record is from RefSeq and is a predicted model, not a curated record. The transcript has 8 exons.
AUGGCAUGCUAUUUCACCGUGCUACUUAAGUGCUUUAUAUCAUAUUUUUGUAAUUGUUGCUGCAGCCUGUGGGACUGGCAAGCCGCGGAGCAUUGUGAAAGCAAUGUUGCAUCUCAUGACGCGUCUAGAUUCGUGUGGGAUUGCCUCAAUCAAGAUGAUGAUGACCUACUGGGGUUGCUGGGCAAUCAAACUCCUCUAAGGGACUGCCGUGGCUUCUUUGAUAUUGAUGAUUUCACCUGCAAGGAGACAUUAGACAUAGAGGAAUCUCGGGAAUCGAAGCGGCGGCGCAUAUUGGAGUACCCUUCUGAGUCUAAUCGGUCAGAAGAUGGUAAACAUGAAAUAAGUUCCCCCUUGACCACAUCCGAGGCAUCAGAGAUAUCAUUGCUUUGCACUGAUGAACCUCAGAGCUUCAAUUGGGAUUCACAGAACAGUUCAAAUAAUUUUGAUUCUUUGGCAAAUGGAGCAUUCUACCAGCCAUCAAAUAGUCAUAUGAAUAAUUGCUCUGAUGAAAGUCAAGUGCAUUUCAGGCUUUCUAGCCAGGAGAGCGUUACGUAUACCACUGAUCAAGGUGGGAUGUCAGGAACAACUGAGAAUGAUUCAGUGACAGAGAGUCUUGUAAUGCAGGAGACUAGGAAGCUUUCUACACUUAAAGUAUCUAAAGGAAACUCACAGGUUAAGGUGAAGCAGAACUUAACUACAACUAUAGCAUACCCUUUUACCCUCAUCAAACCAUCUUGGGAGGAAGGAGAUGUCAUCACUCUGAAGGAUAUAAAUCAGCGAAUCCGUGCUCCUCCAAAGAAGGCUCCGGAAACACUGGGCACUUCAGCAUUCUCUGGCAAGCCAGUCAUUGGCAAGACAAGAAUCAAAACUGACGGGGGCAGAGGCAGCAUCACAAUACUAAGAACAAAAGGUUGACAGUCUAACAACUUGUUUCUCAGCCAUUACCUCAAUUGCUCUCAGCAAUUUGGUCUCCACAGCUCUUUGGUUUCCCAUCUCAGUUUUUUCCCCAUGGAUUUGGUAUUUAGGAUGACUACCAAUGGCUAACUUCUUCAAAGAUUCACCAUUCUUCCUGUGUACAUUAGCGGCAUGCGGCUAAUGUUAUAUAUGAGAGAGUUUUGCGUUCAGAAACAAUUUCCCUCUACUGCAUCUACUUAAGUCAGAUGUUGUUCA